Clupea harengus (Atlantic herring) is the source of this 990-nucleotide messenger RNA. RefSeq names its product odorant receptor 131-2-like. The transcript has a single exon. The record is from RefSeq and is a predicted model, not a curated record. NCBI's taxonomy places the organism in Eukaryota, Metazoa, Chordata, Actinopteri, Clupeiformes, Clupeidae. Bases 1 to 990 code for a protein of 329 amino acids.
AUGCAAAACUCAAGCCAGGGUUUCGGCUUCUCCCUCCCUCCUGUGCAGGUUAUGAGACCCCUCAAUGAUAAAGCAAUCAUCGUUCAAGUGCUGAUCAGCCUGUUUCUCUACAUCGACCUCCUCAUGAUCUUCACCUUCUUCAGGAAGGAGGCCUUCCACGCCAUCACACGCUACAUCUUCUUCGCCCACACCCUGAUCUGCGACUGCACCUUCCUCAUCAUCUCCGACAUCCUGCUCCUGCUCAGCUACUCGCGCAUUGUCAUGCCGACCAGCCUGUGUGUCCCCAUCUGUGCCAUCCUGGUCAACCUGAACAUCGCCACCCCGCUGACGCUCACAGCCAUGAGCAUGGAGCGCUACGUGUCCAUCUGCAUGCCGCUGCGCCACUCCGAGCUCUCCACGCCGCAGCACGCCGCGCACGGCAUCCUGGUUAUCCAGGCGCUAGCGUCCGUGCUCAUGCUAGUCAUGCUCUUCAGCCUGGCGGCCGUCAUGCCUCUGGACUUCUUCCUCUCGCACAGGGUGUGCAGCCUGGAGACCCUGCAGGUCCACACGUGGCAGAAGGACCUCACCAACGCUGUCUCGCAGCUCUACUUCCUUCUCAUGGCGCUGGUCAUCUGCUUCUGCUACGUGAAGAUCAUGGGGGUGGCCCGCGCAGCUUCCGGGGCUGACCGCAGCUCCUUGAACAAGGGUCUCAGGACGGUCAUCCUGCACGCCCUCCAGCUCCUGCUCUCGCUCAUUCAGUUGUGGUGUCCCUUCAUGGAGAUGGCCGUGCUCCAGAUUGACCUGCACAUGUUCAUAACCCUGAGGUAUUUUGACUAUGUGGUGUUCAUCCUGGCGCCACGAUGCCUGGUGCCCCUGGUGUACGGACUGAGAGACGAGAGCUUCAUGGCGGCCCUGAAACACUAUGCUGUCUUUGGUUGCCACAAUAAAACCGCUCCCAUGAAAAAAGACAAGAAAAAUCCUAGGCGAGGGUCACAGAGAUUGCAGACUUAA